AUGAAAGAUCUACAGUUUGAACAGACUCGAAAAGCUUUGGUUUCAAAACAAAAGGAUUUAAAACGACAGGGGAAAGGAAAUAAACCGAAUGCUUCAUCUGCUCUCAGCGAAGACGACAUAGCUGUUUUGUAUGAAAAAGACUUGCUGGGCACAUCCAGUCCCGAUGCUUUACUGAACACUCUUUGGUUCAACAAUACAAUACACUUUGGAUUACGUGGCUGUAAAGAGCAUCGCGAUAUGACUUGGGGCGACGUGAAAUUACAUAAAACGGUCUCUGGCGAGGAAUAUUUGGAAUACAACGAAAGGCAAACGGAAAACACGCUCGGGGGAAAACACCAGAGAUGUGCGAAAAGUAACUCCAAAAAUGUUUUCCGUACAAGGAAAUAA
Paramuricea clavata is the source of this 387-nucleotide messenger RNA. Lineage: Eukaryota; Metazoa; Cnidaria; Anthozoa; Malacalcyonacea; Plexauridae. The record is from the annotation of a GenBank genome assembly.